Molecule: messenger RNA, 2427 nt
Organism: Procambarus clarkii (red swamp crayfish)
Lineage: Eukaryota; Metazoa; Arthropoda; Malacostraca; Decapoda; Cambaridae
Source: RefSeq, a predicted model, not a curated record
UGUAGCGCGGGUCCCUGAGAUAAACACAGAGACCCUCCUCGCAGGUGGUGGUGGUAAGGCUCGUGGAUCUCCAGCUCUCUUUACGGAAAUAUGGGACGAGGGGACGAAGAUGGCGACACGGGGACUCGAGAAUCAAAACGUCGACGCAAAGCCGGGCCAGAGUUGACCAAGAAGCCUGGAGCAGCCGGAGAGGCUGAGAAUGCGACCCCGACGCCCCCGACGCCGGCCCGCACCCUGGCCAAGGAGAAGACUGUCACCAUCACUGAUUCUUACCAGGCAAGUUUGGACCAUGAAUGUCUGGAGGCUCAAGAGAGAACAGAGGAAGAAGACCAGAAGCUUGUGGCUGCCAUUAUGCAACAGAUACGAUCUCUGAUGAAAGAAAUUCUCAAACUGAAGCUUGACAGGCCAGACCAGUGGGUAAACGAGGUAGAAGAGCGACGCAUCCAAGUGCUGAUGCUGAUGCUAUCAUUUCGGCGUCUUAGUCGAGUGCAAAAGGUUCGAGUACGUGACUCCCGAGAAAAAACAGCUGAAGCUCGGCAGAGUGUUGAUGGCGUGACAUUGCAGUUGCAGAACCUUCUCUAUGAAGUGGCCCAUCUGAAGAAGGAAGUUAGACGUUGUCUUGAUUUUCAGUCGGCUGACCAGGAAAUAGAUCUUGUUCCUGUGGAGCAGUUUUAUGUUGAGGCUCCCGAGUACAUCAGUCGACCAGCUGAUACUGUGGAGGAUCCACAUGAGCAGCGCUUGGCUCGUCUUCAGUGGGAGCUGGAGCAGAGACGUGACCAAACACAGCUGUUUGACAAACUCACUCAGGAAAAGGAGGCUGUUGCAGAAACAAUAAAUGAACAAGAACGUAAGCUAGCAUCACUAGCUCCAAGGAUUAACUCAAUUUUGGAGGCUACUCGUCCACUUCAAGAUGCUUUGGACUUGCCAAUAGAUGCCAAGAGGGAGCAGCAGAGGAUAGUACAACUACUGCCAAGUCCUCUGUACACUCUUUGGGUGCAGGCAUCAUCAUAUGGGGAAGCAUUUGACCCCAGCAUUAAGGUUGAAGUCUUUGGAGAUGUUGAUGCUGCCAAGAAGCUCAUCGUCAAAGAGGAAGAUUCCAGAACUGAAAAUCUGUCUGAGUCUGAAAAUGAUCAGGAUCAACAGGAGGAGAAUCUGUCUCGAAAGAAGCGCAAUCGGAAGUCACAGAAAAUGGAUGCCGAAGACAUAGAUGAUGGAUUGAAGCAGAUACUAGGACUACAUCCACUCUUUGUUAAGAUCAACGUUAACACAAAGGAGGGAAACAAUGUGGUUAUUGCAUUUUACUAUAUGCAAACCUUACGUAUAGUGACUGCAAAGUGCUCAGUGCACCUUCACGAAAAAACCAAGUCUGCUAUGACAGAUGUGAUCAGUGGAGAUACACUCUUGAACUGUCUCUUCCCUGAUGAUGAUGGGCAGACAUCACCAAAUCCGGCCAACUUCUUCCAGCUGAACCGUCUGCGGAUUAAUCUAUCUGAUCAUCUCACUACGACUGGUAGACCAUACAAGUGGGCUCAGACCUUGGCUGGUUUAUCAUUUUCAAAUUCAAAACAGUCAUGUGUUGGUGGUGAAGAGUCUCAAGAAAUGGCUGCAGGAGCAGGAAUCUCUGGUGGUGACACUGAGGUUGUAGCAUGGCAGGACAGUGCUGAGCAGAUGCCUCACACCAUUCAGGCAAUUCGUCGCAGACUGCAAGCUAGACUGGCUCUACAUGCACAGCUAGUCAACCUGGAAACUGUUAAUUCAACUAGUUCGAUUGCAAUACCUGCUGAACUUCUACGUCAGCACUUCCCAGGAAAGGUGUGUUCUGAGCUGAAGUCGUGGCGCCCUGUCACUUGGGCCGACUAUGAAGCGGCCCCGUCCACUCAGUCAUUACGUGAGGCUCAAGUUGUCACGCAGCAGCAUUUAUUGUUCUUGGCUAUAUUUGAGCGGAAACAUGUACUUAUGGAAGCACUGGUAGCAGUGUCUCCAGAUCAUCCAAGCACAGUUCCUGUGGUGGCACUGUCUCUCUUAUGGGAGGGCCACCACCAAACAACUAACAACCCACAGCUAAGGCAUAUGGAGAAGGAGGUUAAUGUACAUUGGGAUGAAUUAGUAUCAUCUCGCAGUGAUCGCCUUCAUCUCCUCCCAUUGAUUUUAUACCGACUGGCAGUUUGUUUAGACGUAUACACCGAGGCAUACAGUGCCCACGCUGAUGCUAGGGGACCAGAUGCACAGUUUCAUAAGGAAAAAAUAUUUUUCAGACCUGCCAGAGGCCCAGACAGAGCAUUCCCUUUCAAGUACCAUCCAAAACUUGGGGUCUUCUCUCAGCGUUAAAGGAAGGACUGAUCCCUUUUUUUUUAUGUAGCUUUAUUUUGAUCUAGGCAUUUUUUUUUUGUUUAUACAAUACUGUACUAAUAAAUAUACUUUUAAGGA